Macrobrachium nipponense is the source of this 4762-nucleotide messenger RNA. RefSeq lists its product as uncharacterized. Lineage: Eukaryota; Metazoa; Arthropoda; Malacostraca; Decapoda; Palaemonidae. Gene Ontology annotation, biological process: clustering of voltage-gated calcium channels; neuron-neuron synaptic transmission; neuromuscular synaptic transmission. Bases 1136 to 2491 code for a protein of 451 amino acids. The record is from RefSeq and is a predicted model, not a curated record. The transcript is spliced from 6 exons. Gene Ontology annotation, cellular component: presynaptic membrane.
CAGAGGAGGGGGUCCCGAUCGUCACAGGCCAGCAGUAAGCAACCCGCAUCCAACCGACUCACUUCCACCCAUCACAACGCCUCUAAACCAUAUUCCUUUUCUCCCUCUCUCGUCCUCCACCCGUGAACCAGAAGAAGAAGAAGAAGAAGAACACCCGAGCCAGGACAGGUUUUUCUUGGUGACAACACUCGGUUCAGUAUCAGAUGUAACCCCACAGGAUAAAAACGCUCCUUGCGUCUGCGCUCUGCGUCUAGUUUCCUCGUCUAGUUCGGCGUUCAGUGAUUGAGAGAGAUAGAGGAGAGAGAGAGAGAGAGAAGAAAUAAAGACAGGAAAAGUAACAGUGAUUUUGUCGAAUUGGUUUUAGGUAAAAGUUCGCAACGCAAAGGAUUCAAGUUGAAGUCCCAGGUGACAAUAACGUGAAAGUUUUAUUGAUUUUUUUUUGUUUUGAAAAGUGUUUUAGAGAGAGAGAGAAAGAGACAGAGAGAGACAGAGAGAGAGAGAGAGAGACGGAGAGAGAGAGAGAGAGAAAGAGAGAGAGAGAGAGAGAGAGAAUAUUCGGUUUGCAGUGCCAGGAGGAGGUAGAUGUCCUGAGUGGUCAUCGGUUCCCACCACUGGAAUGAGGACAUCCUAUAGCGGGAGUGUGCCGCCUGUCUCUACUGCUGCCACUAAGCCCAACCAUCCUCACCUCCUCACCCAAGCCUCCUCCUCCUCCUCCUCCUCCUCCUCCUCCUCCUUCUCCUCUUCUGUCUCCUCCUCCUCCUCCUCCUCCUCCUCCUCCGCCUCCUUCUCUCCGUUCUUUUUCUUCUCUCACAUCAGCAUAUCCUUUCCCUCUGAAGCCCCGACAGUGUGAACGACCCUUUCUGGAAAUCGGGGCAGAUCCACUCAAGCCAAAUCGCAGAGCGAGAGGGAACCCUUCGAUGACUCUUCUGAUGUGUCGAUGCGUCGUCGGGUCAAGGAAUAAAAGGAACAGCUGAAAUCCUCUUGCUCGCAUAAGCGAAGAGCGACUUCGAAAUCGCACGAGGGUAGGGAGAAAACAGAGGAUCCUGAGUGAGCGAGUGAAAAAGUACAAGUCUCAAUUCCUCUUCGCCAUUUAGAUUAUAAGAGAGAAAACUAGAAACGACUCAACUUGAUCAAAAUGUGUCUAUCGAGAGAUUCCUCCGGAAGAGGGAAGAGGGUAUGCAUGGGCAUACUGGGCUUCAUGGACUCUUUGCUCUCGAUUUUCAUCUUCGCCCCCCUCGUCGUUGGGUACUGGCGCGGGUGCUGGCAGCUGAUGGAUCACUACCUCUUGCCCAACAAAAAACUCAUCUCCAUCAUGACGUCCCUGGCCAUAGGGCUCUUCUCGGGGCUCUUCUUCUGCCUCAUGCAAGGGCCCCUGGGCUCCCUGUGCGACAACGACAAACGGCCGAGGAUCCACUUGCUCGUCUCCAGGCUGUACACGAUGAUCUACUGCGUGUGUUGCGUCAACCACUGGCGCGGCGUCUGGGCCACGUGGGACUUCUACACGGGCACUUCGUGGCAGUCGGGGGCCACCUCCGCAGGCAUCGGCCUCCUGACGUUGUCCAUCACGAGGGGGCUCAAGAAUAUCCUCGCCCCGCCUUUCCUCGUCGUCACAGAUCACCCUGAGGAGUACUUCAAGGUGCCCACGCUGUUCAAUGCCAAGAGGGAGCGAUGCGGGUACUUCCUACUGGACACCGUCUUCACGGUGGUCGUCACUGGGUCCUUGGUUGUCUUCGUCUGGAGAGGAACCUGGGUCUUCCUGGACGAAAUGCUGUUCCCUGAUCAACCCAUCUACUCUGCCUGGGGUUCCAUGGUCCUAGGGAUGACGGUGACGCUGCUUGUCUUCGCAGCCCAACUGCUCAUCAUCCCCUGCUUCAAGAAGAUCCGGAAGGGUCUGGGCAAGAUACUGAUCGAGGACUCGUAUCAUACCAUCUGUUUCAUCGGGGACGUGAACAUGUGGCGGGGAGUCUGGGGUCUGCUGAAUAUAUAUCUACUGCCAGAUAUGCCAGUGGUGAGCAACUUCAUAACCUCCAUAGGAGGAAUGGUUAUCCUGAUGUGUUUCUACAACGGCAACUCAAUCCUGGUCAGGGGAGCGGUGAUGGACGGAGCGGAGGACGGCUGUAAGGGCAUCAUAUUCCCGACGCAUUACCUGAGACAUUUCUACAAGCAGAACCGAAACCGGAACGACUCCCAGAGGCCCGACUACUGGGCGAGAGACGAGGAGGUUCGAUCCCCCCUGCACAUCACCGCCCCCCUCGAAGCCACGAUCACGAGUAAAGCCAACGGCGUCUGCGACGGACGGAGCUUCACCGACGGCUUCAACGACGCCUACCGGAGCGCCUACGACGAGGACGACGGCAGGACUUCUCGGCCCACGUCUUCCUUCUUGACUCCCGACACGGUCUCGACAGCGGCAAGGCUCUCCAUGGCCAGGAGUCGCCUGGAUUCCAGCGAUCUGGACUCUCGCGCGCACCAGACGGAGACGCCAUUGUAAUCUCUCCUUGAUUAGACUGUGAAAUGUUCUCUUCAUAUUUCUGAGUCAGAUAAGUUUAAGAAACGGAAGCCUUCUCAGUAUAAACUGCGUGCUUUUGUUCAAUGCGUUCCGUGCAUAACGCAAUCUGACUCGCCAAAUUAAUAUUCUUUAUGCACUAUAUGCCUUCAGUGCUUUUGUCCCACUUAUUUUUCACACAAGUAACUGUAAAUAUACUUGGGAAAUAAAAAGAUUUAUUCCUUAGGUUUAGAUGGGCACAAAAUACUUCAUUGUUAUCCAUGUAACCUAAGUAUGAUCUUUAUUGCUAUUAGCUGCCCCAAGAUUCCAUUUACUCUAAAAAAAUAAACUUUUAUGAAACACAAUUCUAUACAUUUUCUCGUAAUUAUAUGACUCUAUGACACUAUUGUUAAGAAAGGACAAAAUUAUUUUAGUGAAAACUAUUCUGCAUUUAAUAUUACACAAUCAUAAUUGUUGAUAUAAUAUGAUUUCUUUGCAAGUAGAUUUAAAUGUGUAUUUCGUUUACAAACUAUUUUCUAUAAUCGCACCAAGUUGCAACAAAUAUAUAUUAUAUAUAAAUAUGAAUACAGAAUUUAAGAAUUCAUCUUCUAUUCAAUUUUAUAAUGUAUGACAUAUUUCCAAAGUAAAAAUUCGUGGUUAUGUACUUUUAUAUCAAUGAUUCUAAAAGAAUCGCUUCAGGCUGCAACAGACGAAACUAUUUAAAAUGAAUUUGUUUCAAAAAUGUAUACAAUGGCCAGUAACCUUCAAAAAGUAGAAAAGAUAUAUAAUAUCUUUCUUUCCUUCAAGUUUAUUAUUGUACAAACUAUAGGAACUGGGUUCCAUGACUUGUAAUUAAUGUUCUUUAAGUUAUUUAACAGGGUUUAUGUUGAACUGUAACUUAAACUACAAGAGGCUUCAUGAAAGUUAAUUUCUCUUUAAAAAUGUAUUAGCAGCGAGGAAAAUCAUUCUUUCAAGAGACACAAAUUACACUGAUAAAUGAUAUAUUUCAUAAAUGAUAUAUAUUUCACAUUAGGGUUUCUUCUAAUGACGCAACAGAAUUUAUUUCAGUACACCAAAGCCCCUAAAAAAUUGUUCUUCUGCAGAAACAUUUCCUGAGGGGAAGGUUGAAAAAUCAGGAGACUUUAUUUCGAUAGGGACUAAGUCCUAGUUUGCUGGUAUUACUUAUUAAAUCCCGGACAACAGAGAUGCAACGGAGUGCUUUUUAUAUCUUCAACUACUGAAUGUUCUGUUAUUCUGUUUUAUCUGUUGAAAAUGAAGGUCAAAAACAUUACCCAAUUUAUGACAAAUAUGUUAAUGUAUGAGACGUUUAAUGCCAGUGGAUGUAACCAAAGUAUUUGUAUAUAAGACUGAGUACCUAUUUUAUUGUUAGAUUUGUAAACGUAGGUUAAGUUUUAUAUAGACAUUUUUUCUAGCGCCAGAUGUGGAGGGCUUAGUAAAUAUAGUUUUCUAUCGUCAUAGGAAACGACACUUUGCUAGUAUCAAUUUGGUCGGCUAGAACGUUUUACCUACAAUGUACGUAAGGAUGAAUAUUUCACAAUAUCUGUAUUUUUGGUAAAAUGUAAAAGUUGUUAUAAUUUUGUAUCCGAUGUUAUAGCAUGUCUGUCUGUCUGUCUCACUGAUACCAUCUUCUCUCCUUGUUUCUUUCCUCUCUCUCCCUCUGGUACUAUCUUCUCUCCUUGUUUUCUCUCUCUCUCUCUCUCACUGCUACUAUCUUCCCUCCUUAUCUCUCUCUCUCUCUCUCUCUCUCCCUCUGAUACUAUCGUCUCUCCUUGUUUCCUCUCGCUCUCUCUCUCACUGCUGCUAUCUUCUCUCUCUCUCUCUCUCUCUCUCUCUCUCAAAACUGACUUCCUGUUUAGCUUAUUGUUCUAUUGUUUCCUUAAGAAACUGAUGUAUAUGAUUGUCAAAAUAUAUUUAUACUCAGCUUUGUACAAAGGGCAAAGAUGCGCAUCUUUAUAGUCAGAUAGUAUUAAAAGAUCUUAGUUCUAAUCGAGAAGCAUUUUGAAUCACUGGCUAUUUAACUAACUGAUCAAUUCAGAUGAGGAGAUCAGUGUGCCAAAAGACUCAUUCUUAAUGUUUUAGUUUUAUUCCAAUCCUGAAUGAAGGUUAAGUUAGGGUAAUGGAAUAAUAGAUUUUUUUUUUUUUUUAGAAAAUCUGCAUUAUUUCAGUGAUGAAUGCGAGAUAAGGUUUAUAUUUAUAAUGAAACUCUCUUAGGUAACAACUAAUGUACACUAAUCAUCAAUAAAAAGACUAUAUGUA